Molecule: messenger RNA, 869 nt
Organism: Thecamonas trahens ATCC 50062
Lineage: Eukaryota; Apusomonadida; Apusomonadidae
Exons: 1
Coding region: 1-624 (207 amino acids)
Source: RefSeq, a predicted model, not a curated record
AUGUACUUGGAACGCAAGCCGGUAGAGGUGGGCCGCCGGGCACGGCUGUCGUGGUGGCUGGCGUCGCCGGACGGGCGUGUGGCGCUGGUGUCGGUGGUGGCGGUGGUGUGGCUGGCGGCGCUGCUGCUGCCGUGGCACACCACCAAGGUGACUCGGUACGCACAGCCUGCGGCCAACGUGACUGCGGCAUCGGACUCGUCGUCGUGCUGGGUGCUCGGGCGCGGGACUUGCACCGGCGAGCUGUACUCGCUCAGCGCACAGCACGGCGACCUGCGCCUCAUCUACACCGUCACCUUUGCCUGCCUCCUUGCCGGCUUGGUCCUCCUCCUGCCCUACGCCGUCCUCACCUGGUACGACGCCUCGGUCUGGUCCGGCGUGCUGGGCGUCAUGGCCGGCGCUUUGCUGGCCGCUGCCGUCGCCUUCUUUGCCGUCGGCGUCGACGAGCACAACCGCGCCCACGCCUGGGGCAAGGCCACCGUCGUCUCGGCUCUGGGCAGCCAAGCUCGCACCGAGUCGAGCGGCAUGAACAUCGGCUGGUACCUGGCGGUCGUCCUCUGGUUCCUCCUCUUUGCCGUCUUUAGCUACGUGGCCAAGCACUCGAGCAAGCGCCGUGGCGGGUGGUGAUUCCCCCGACUGGUCCUCCUCACCCGAGCCGAUUGAGCGCCUCGAUGCCUGCGGCAAGCGUGUCAUCUGCCUUGCAGAAGCAGAAGCGAGCGUAGUUGGCUGCCAGCUCGGCGUGGUCCGGCGAGUAGAAGGCCGACGGCGGAAUGGCAGUCACGCCCGCGCUUUGGGUCAGCCACCGGCAGACUUGGUAGUCACGGGCGUUGGUCUCGCCUACCGGCACGCCCGCCACAGGCUCGAACGGGAAC